Molecule: messenger RNA, 858 nt
Organism: Melampsora larici-populina 98AG31
Lineage: Eukaryota; Fungi; Basidiomycota; Pucciniomycetes; Pucciniales; Melampsoraceae
Exons: 7
Coding region: 1-858 (285 amino acids)
Source: RefSeq, a predicted model, not a curated record
AUGCGAGAUCCAUAUCAUCCUGUGUCAUUGGCAUUGAAUUGUCAAGAUUUCUUCUUUGAGGAGUUUACCAAGGACAUCGACAUUGUGAUGACAGGUCCCAACUUUAUUGAUACCUUCCAAAACAAAGAUCCUUACCCAAUUGGACUCAAGUCCACCACUCACUCUGCGCCUUGGGGUACAGUUUGUAAUGCUACUUACGGUGAUUGUGGAUGUGACAAUUGUGAAGGAAACUUGAGCGAUCUUUCAAGUCGUAUGAGACGUUUCAAAUCAUACCGAAGAUCUUUAGGUCGGGAUAGAAGUUUGAUGAUCUGGGGAAUUCCUCAGUCUUUUUGGGAUGAUAGUUAUUGGACUCGUUCACCUACUGGACAAGAGUAUUUGACUAGCUGUACAAUAUAUGUCAUUGAAGGAGCUGUAGGAUUGAUGGCUUGGGCUGAUGGUUCAAUGACCCCUGAGCAGUUCGAUGGAACUUUGGAUGAAGCAGCUACACAGUUUAGUGGCGCUUUAAAAACCAUGACACCCUAUCUUGCAACUCCUCAACUCGAAAUUCCAGAGCCGACUGAAUCAAACUAUGUCUUAGCGAGAUUAUGGGUUUCUUAUGACCAAAAAUCAGUACUGGUGAUGACUGCAAAUAUGAAAGCUGAAGUCGGUGAAUGGACAAUCAAAAUCCCAGAAUCAAUUGGAUCAAUUUCUCUCAAGUCUCAGAAUAUAUUAUUUGCUUCUGGAGUUAUAGAUCAGCCAGGUUUUCAAAACGGUCAACUUUUUGGUAAAAUUGAGAAAAUAGGAUGUGCUGCUUGGGUAUUUGAUUUAGAUAAUGUAGCUGUCAGAACACUUUUGAUUCAUCAAGAUAAUACUCUUUGA